Molecule: messenger RNA, 3831 nt
Organism: Drosophila navojoa
Lineage: Eukaryota; Metazoa; Arthropoda; Insecta; Diptera; Drosophilidae
Gene: stl
Product: ADAMTS metallopeptidase stall
Biological process (GO): proteolysis; extracellular matrix organization
Cellular component (GO): extracellular matrix
Molecular function (GO): metalloendopeptidase activity
Source: RefSeq, a predicted model, not a curated record
AAGGAAAAAAAAAAACCAAAACAAAAAAUGAUGACGCAAAUACGCAGUUUAAAUUAGCUUGCGCAGCAGAAUAACAAAAUAAAGAAAUAAAUCCAACAAAAUUUUACUGCAUAAAUUUUGCAACAAAUGCAAUUUGUGAACAUCAAAUGUAAAUAGUAUAUUACAAGCAGCUUAAUUGUUGUCGACUUGAAUAAACGCGUCGUUAUGUCUACAAUUGCGGCUAAUCAGCCAAUUAAUCGUUAUCGUCAUCGUCAUCAUCAUCGGCAUCGUUAUCGUUUGUGCCUAAUUGUCUUGACAGCAGCUUUAUGGCUGGACACUUGGGCAGCACUGGCCUCUGCCGCCGUCAACGCCAACGCCAACGCCAACGCCAACGCCGUUCACAUUGAGCUGCGGCGCAGGCGCAGCGUUCGCUUCAAUGGCAUUGAGCUGGACGAGAACGCGCUGCUCGAGCAGCUGGCGGGCCAUGAACGCACUCUGCUCUUUGGCACCACGUCAGUGCCUGAGUUCAAAUUGGUGCAGCUGGAGCGGCGCAAUGUGCACCAGGAGCAACAGCAGCAACAGCAGCCACAGCAUUCGCGUAGGCGUCGCAGUGCGGCCGAAGCCGGCACUGUGGAAGCUGAACUGAAGCUGCGCCAGACGCCGCAACUGUUUGACGAUAAUUUCAUCUUUAUACGCCGCAACGCGAACAGCACACAGUUUGUGGAGCAUUCGCCGCAGCUGCUGCAGCGCCUCGAGCGCUGCUUCUACCGCAGUCCAUGGGCGGCCCUCGAUCUGUGCGACGAGGAGAGCGUGCGUGGCGUCUUUCAGCAGAAUGCCAGCAAUUUUGUCAUCCAACCGCUGCCGGCGCGAUUUGGAGCGUCAGCCCAUGUGCUCUACCAGGCGCGCUUAGAUAAGAGCGACAACGGCGGCGCCGAGAGUCGGGCCAUACCGUUAGACAGUCAGCUGCAGUUCGAGCCCGAUGCAGAUGAAUUCAACGAACCGCAACAGCCAACACAGCCGCAGCAACGCCAGCAGCUGCGUCGCAAAUUGCAAUCACAGCUGCGACUGCGCUAUCAGCCGCGUCAUCAUCAUCAUCGCCAACAACAUCAUCAUCAUCAUCAGCAGCAGCAGCAGCAGCAGCUUCAUCAUCAUCAUCAUCAUUAUGGCACUGGCAUUGCCAGCAACUCUUCCAGCACGCCUCGCCUACGCCGGCACAUCGAUGAGCCGUCGCGUCGCCCCUACGUGCCCGACGAGCUGUACAUCGAGACGGCGAUCUUUGUGGACAGCGACCUGUACAGGCACAUGGGCAAGAACUAUCCCACGAACACGGAGAACGAGCUGAUGCGCUUCGUGCUCGCCAUGAUCAAUGGCGUCCAGCUGCUCUAUCACCAUGACACGCUGGGCCGGCGCAUCAACUUUGUGCUCAAGCGCCUGGAGAUCCUGCCCAAGGAUACGCCGGGUCUGUACCGUUCCAGCGACAUUGACAACUAUCUGAGCAACUUUUGCCUCUGGCAGCGGAAUCUGAAUCCGCCCCUGGAUGCCGACAUUCUGCACUACGAUCAUGCUGUCAUUCUCACCGGCCUGGAUCUCCAUGUCACCGGCAAGAAUGGCAAGGUGACCAGCCAGGUGGUGGGCCUGGCGCCCGUGGCCGGCAUGUGCACGCCCACCUCCUCCUGCACCAUCAACGAGGGCAAGCACUUCGAGAGCGUCUUUGUGGUCGCCCAUGAGAUCGGACACAACUUGGGCAUGCGUCACGAUUCCAAGGAGAACAAUUGCGAUCCCAGCCUGCACAUCAUGUCGCCCACUUUGGGCAGCGGCAAGAUAACCUGGUCGAAGUGCUCCCGCGGCUAUCUGGAGGAUUUCCUAGCUCUCAAGCAGGCGGAAUGCCUGUUCGAUAGAGGGCACUUCAUUGGCAAGUGGGAUCACUCGGCGAAGGGCAAGUUGCCCGGGGAGCGCUUCGAUGCCAAUCAGCAGUGCAUGCUCAAAUUCGGGCGCAACUCGGUGCAUGCGAGCAGCCAGAGCAAGUCGGAGAUUUGUCGCGAUCUGCACUGCCAGCGGGAGAGACUGACCUGGACCUCGCAUCCAGCACUGGAGGGCACCGAGUGUGGACCCGGCAUGUGGUGUCGCGGUGGCUCCUGUGAGCCGCGCCCCAACAAGUACCCCAUCGGCUCCAUGAAGCAGCUCAGCGGCGGCGGCUUGGUGAAGCCCAGCUACGAGAAGCACAGCGCCAUCUAUGCCGAGUCCUCGAGCCGAAUGGAGCAGCUGCAGCAGCCGUACAAGGCCAGUGGCAACGAGCUGCCCGGCGUCCUGAGCACCUGGAGCGAUUGGGGCGAGGCGAGUGCCUGUGACUCCAGCUGCCUGUACGGUCCAUCGAAUCGUUUGCGCGAGGGCAGCACCGGCCUGCGCACCUACAAUCGCAGCUGCCUGAGCUACCCCAAGCGCUGCGAGGGCUGGGAUCGCAAGUUCGAGGCGUGCAUAGCCAAGCAGUGCUAUGUGGUGCCGGUGCACACCAUCGGCGACUUUGCCACCAAUGUGUGCAACAAGGCGCGCAAGUCCGACAGCGAGCUGACGGGCGAGGGGCUGCAGCUGGUUGGCUCCAUCGAGGAUUCCUGUAAGAUUUUCUGCCGCACCAAGAGCAACGGCACCAAGUCGCGUCGCUGGACCUUUCCGGACGGGACGACAUGCCGUGCUCAGGAUCACGGCCCGGAGCACAUUGCCUACUGCAUUGCCGGACGCUGUGAGAAGUUCUCGUGCAGCAAUGCCACGGACAAUUUCUUCAAAAUGGAUAACACGUUCUGUGCAUAUCGGGCGCCACGCCCACAGCGCGACUCCACGGAGCUGGAGAGCAAACAGCAGUCGAGCUAUACGAAUAACAUUAGCUACAAACGGAAUGCAGAGCGCGUGGAGCCCUACAGGAAUCGCUAUGAAAAUGAGGUAGCUGUGCGCAGUUUCCACGGACAGGACAAUCAUUUAGUGCCACAGCCAAAGCCGUACAAGCACAAGGUCUCAUCCUCACCGUACUCCUCCUCCUCCUCUUCGUCCUACUCGAAUGACUACAAAUACAACUACCAUGUGCAUGAUCCAUUUGGCAAGGCGGCGCCGCCUCCCCCCUCUGCCUCGCUCGUUGUCGAAUCGGACUUGGCGUCGGAGUGGCAGGUGGAGUCCGGCUGUCACUCCAAUUGCAUGACAGAGUCAAUGGGCGUGCAGGCAGUUAGGUCACGGCGCACGGGCCAGCGCAAUAUACAGUUAUGCACGCACAAGGUGAAGCCAUGCGAACGACUGCAAACCCCAGCGGAAUAUGCGGAGCAAACGUGCGCCCGCUACAAGCUGAAGGUGCGCGGCCUAUCCGGCCACGGCUCCCAGAUCUCGGCCAGCAUCACCGAACCGGAUCGCAGCUGUCGCGUGGGCUGCCAGGAUGAGCACAUCAAGUAUCGCUAUUAUCUGGUCAACGGCAUCCACGGCCACUUUCCCAUCGGCACACGCUGCUCCCAGGUGGGCAGGCGCUACUGCGUGGACGGCAAGUGCCUGGAGUUCGGUGCGGAUAAACUGCUGCUGCAGCAGUCGCACAUCAGCCUGGCGCUCUUCCGGAGCAAGCGCGAGGCCCUGAGGCGAACAAAGCGCAGCUUCCUCUACUACGAUCCGGUCAACAUUACGGAAACGAUCACCCAGGACUUUCUAAACAGCAUUGUCAACAGUAUUAUAGAUUUGGAAAGGCAACAUCUGGACGUUUCCUCGGACCACAUCGAAUUAUCCAAUCCUAUACACGUCUCUGCGGACGAAUUAAGCAACAAAUAAAUAUAAGUGGUUUCUUUUUGUAUUGUACAUCUCUCUCGCCCUAUAUACAUACAUAUA